Molecule: messenger RNA, 4731 nt
Organism: Saccostrea cuccullata (small rock oyster)
Lineage: Eukaryota; Metazoa; Mollusca; Bivalvia; Ostreida; Ostreidae
Exons: 3
Coding region: 1-4731 (1576 amino acids)
Source: RefSeq, a predicted model, not a curated record
AUGCACUCAAAUGCCCCGAGGUUGUCAUCUCCUCGGGGAAGUCGUCUGGAAGCCCAAAACGGGGCACUGGCACCGACCCCUGACUCCCCAGGGUGGGUUUGUACUCCAGUGAGAGUACCUGGGCACGAUGAUGGCUUUAAGCCUAGCCCAGCAGGUCAGACGCAGCUGGAUACCUCUAGGAUGGAGGAGACCAGCAGUACACUAGAAAAAGAUGUGGGCUAUAAAGACAGUAUUCAAACAGUAUUCUCACGUGUCUUAAAUGAAAGCUAUAAAGACAGUACUCAAACAGUAUCUUCAUGUGUCGUAGAUGGCAAUUUCACUGGUUACAAUGAGAAACAAGAGAACAAGAAUGUCAAUGUUGAUGAGAGAAAAGAGAAAAAGAAUAAAGAUAUCUCACAUGGAAAUCAAGAAAACAGGAAAUCUGAGAAUAUGUAUGAAAGAAAAGAGAACAACAAUAUUAAGAACAUAUAUGAUAAAGAGAAAGAGAACCUUGCAAAUGUUAAUGAAAGAGGAGAAAAUGCAACUUUAGAGUGUGUUCAGGGAUCAUUUCAUCAGGGAGAUCCAAUAUUUGGAGAUAAUGCAGGAACCCAGUGUGUUGCUAAUUGUUUAGCAGGGUUAUCAUAUCACAAAGUGAAGGACAAAGAAUUACCUCAGUUCUAUGAAUGCUUUGACGGUUCUUUUGAAUUUAGAGCAAUUGAGACAUUAUCAAGUGUUAUUUUAUCAAACAGUGAAUUCAACUUUGCUGAGUUUGGUGCAUUUUCACUAGAUGAAGCAUUACAUAUUGCUCUUGCUGAAACUGAUGGAUGUUUCGUAUGCUUUGGGGGAAAUACAUUAUUAAUUGGCAAAUCAGAAAAUGGUUUUUUCACUUAUGAUUCCCAUUCUAGGUCUUCAAAGGGACUGUUAAGUGUGAACGGGAAGAGUACAAGAGUUCUUUUUGGAGACGUAGCACAGUUGUGUUUUCAUCUUCGGUCACUUGCUAUUUCUAUGGGGUAUUCAAAGGACGUUGAAUGCAAUGUUACCGGGGUACAUUGUAAAGUAGAAAAUAUCAUAAAUGCUACAUAUAAUGUAACACAAACACUGGACCAUGUUGUUGAGGAAGCGGUUCAAAAUCCAUGCACAUCACAAGAGAUUAGUUCUGACAGCGAAACUUCCGAAUUGGAUUUUGUUUCAUUGGAACAGGAACAUUUCUAUUUUAACCCUCUUGACUUUGACAUGAAAAGGGAAAUAUGUCAAGAAUUGAAUAUUCCUUUCAUAUGCAGUGGUCAUGGAAUUGAAUGUCAUUCAUCUGGAAAGAUACUUGAGGCACCAAGUUCUCAGCAUGAAGUUUAUGAAGAUGGCAAUUGUUUUUUCAGAGCUAUAUCUUUCAUUUUGACAAAUUCAGAGGACUAUCAUUACAUCAUUCGCAGUGCAGUUUGUAAGCACUUGCUUGAAAAUGAAGCUGCAUUCAAACCAUUCCUAAGAACUGGUGAAAAUACUGUAGAGGAUCAUCUAUCUGUGUCCUCAAUGGUACAAAAUGGAAAGUGGGCAACUGAGUUAGAGAUCUUAGCUGUAUGUCAUAUGAUAAAUGGUGAUAUUUACACAUACACUAGAAAUCAUUGGUUGAAAUAUUCCUUUGAGAAAGAAAGUCCACUUAUGAAAAGGAGAAAUGGAGCAAUGUACUUGAAUCAUCAAAGCCAGAACCAUUAUAAUGUAGUACUUGAUGUACAUGGAGAGAAUGUUGAAAUGACAAUGGAAACUUUAUGUGAAAACAAAACAUUUGAUUUAAAUUAUAUGAAAAAGAAAAAGAAUCGUCAAAGAAUGCAAGCAGCAAGACAAGAUUCUGCAAGUGUUAUGCAAAGACGAAAUAUUGUAGAAAACAUAAAGAAUCGAGAAAGAUACAGAAAGGAUGCUUUGUACCGAAGCAAAACACAACUCAAGAGUAAAACCAGAUAUGCAGAAAAUGAAGAAAGCAGGAGAAAAUCAAAGGAUGCUAGCAUGAAAAAGUAUUCUCUAAAUGAAGCACAUAAAGAAAAUGUAAAACAAAGAAGUGCAAAAAAAUACAGAGAUAACAAAGAAUACCGAGAAGCUGUCAAAAAAAGGGGAAAAGAGAAAUACAAAAACGAUGAAAUGUACAGAGAAAACAUGAAACAAAGAAAUCUUGAAAAGUUCAAAACUGAUGAGAAAUACAGAAGACAAAUUGAUUGUACUCGGAGAUACUGGACAAAUAAACACUUCAGAAAGAAAAUUCUUAGUACAAAAGCAAAAAGGUACAGCACAGAUGACAGAUUCAGGUCAACUAUUAAGGCCUGUAGUAAGAAACAGUAUAGUUCUAAUCCUGAUCUUAAAGUAUCGAAGAGAAAAUCAAUUCAACAUAAUAGGGAAACCAAACUGGAAAAGCUAAAACAUGAGAAAAGAGUUAUAGAACAGUUAAAAGAGAAGUCUCUAGAGGGCAUCGAUUAUGUGUGCUGCUGCUGUCAUCGAUUGCUAUUUGUAAAUCAAGUACAGAAAUGUGACCGGCAGAUUUAUUGCAAAGACGAACUUGUGAGAAAUGUAUCGAACUUGUGCUUACAAGAGAUAUAUUUUCAUAAAUGUACAGAUUCCUGUCCAGAUGGUUGUACCAGGUCAACAUUGUGGAUAUGCUAUACAUGCCAUAGAAAAAUUAUGAGUGGAAAUAUUCCUGCAGAGGCAGUUUACAAUGAAAUGCAUCUUGAAGACAUACCAGAGGAAUUGACAAAUAUGAAUAAUUUAGAGCAACAUCUAAUUGCUUUGCACAUACCUUUCAUGAAGGUAAUGGCUCUUCCCCAUGGUGGUCAAAGAAAUAUUCAUGGCCCGGUUGUGUGUGUACCCUCAGAUUUGAAGAAAACUUCAAGUUUACCAUUGAAUCAAGGCGAAAACUUACUAUUGCGGGUAAAAUUGAAAAGAAAACUAAGCUACAAGGGUUACUUUGAGUACCAAUUUGUUAAUCCAAACCAGAUAUCAGCCGCUCUAAAUUAUUUGAAGCUUAACAAUCAGUGGUACAAAGAUGUCAAAAUAAAUGAAAACUGGACAGAAAACACAAAUGAAAAUGAGGAAACAUCAGAGGAAAUUCAUGACAUGGCAACUACGAAUGACAAUGAUGAACCCCAACAGAUUGCAAUUGAUACAUGCCUUCAACCGGUGGAUAUUGCCCAGGAGGUCUUGGACCAUUAUUUCGAUGAUAUUUACAAUAUUGCACCUGGAGAAGGCAAGAAUCAAGUGCGAAUGCUACAGGACCCAGGAAAUGAAGCCAAAGCGUUUCCCUGUCAUUUUCCUAGUGGGAAAUUUACUUGGAAUGAAGAAAGAGGAACAAGGAUAACACUGUCUAGAUAUUUCAAUAAUAGGCUGAUGAAUGCAGAUGACAGGUUUGCAAAGGACAGCAAUUACAUAUUCUUCAGUCAGUUUAUGUCAGAAUUGAAUCAAGUCAUAGAGAAGACACAAAUUUCAGUCAGAAAAUCUUUUUCAAAAAUGGGAAAUGAGAAAAUAGUUACUUCUAGCAUGGUGCAAGAUCCAGAAAUUCUGUCAAGAUUGUUAAAAAAUGAUGAAGCAGUAAGGUUUAUGCAGCCAAUUCGUGGAACACCAGCAUAUUGGUCAUCAGCUCAAAAGGAUCUUUUUGCAAUGCUCCGCCAGUUAGGAAUACCAACCUGGUUUUGUUCUUUCUCUGCUGCAGAACAUAGAUGGAAUGAUGCAGUAAGAACGAUAUUGAGACAACAAAAUGAUGAAAGAGAUCCAUGUAUGUUGGAUUGGUCUGAAAAGAAUGAGACUUUAAGGAAGAAUCCAGUGACUGUUGCUAGGAUGUUUGAGCACAGGUUUCAUGUCUUUCAAGGAGAUGUUAUAUUUUCUCCAUCUGAGCCAAUUGGGAAAGUUGUAGAUUUCUUCCAGAGAGUUGAAUUUCAGCAGAGAGGAUCUCCUCAUAUGCAUUGUCUCUACUGGGUUGAAAAUGCACCUAAACUUGAAGAACAUGGAAAAGAAGCUGUGUGUGAUUUCAUUGAUAGAUAUGUGACUUGUGAACUGCCGUCUGAGACUGAAGAUCCAGAGUUGAGAAAUAUUGUCCUUGCAGUACAACAACACAGUAGAAAACAUUCAAAAUCAUGUAGAAAGAAAGGGACAGAAUGCAGGUUUAAUUUUCCGAGACCUCCCUCUUCACGCACAUUUAUCAGUUCUCCUUGUGAUGAUGACGAUACAAAGGAUGAUGACGUGACAACAAACACUAAAUUAAUGAAAUCGGGCGCAAAAGACAUUUUAUUGCGUGUCUGGGAAGAAGUGCAAAACAAUUCAAAUGCAUGUAGAAGUACUGAAGACAUUUUUAACGACCUAUCCUUGUCUCAAGAUCAGUACGAAGAAGCACAUAACAUGUUAUCAAAGUCAAAAUCCAUUAUUCUUCAAAGAAAUCCCGGUGCACUAUGGAUAAAUCAAUACAAUCCUUGCCUUUUGAAAUGUUGGGAUGCAAACAUGGAUAUUCAAUUUGUACUGGACCCAUUUAGCUGCAUUGUGUACAUAAUUUCCUACAUUUCAAAGUCUGAGAGGGAAAUGGGGAUGCUAUUAAAGCAAACAAAAAUAGAAGCAGAAGAAGGAAAUCUUGAUGCCGGAGACACUAUGAAGAAAAUAGGGUCAGCAUAUCUACACCACAGAGAAGUAAGCGCACAAGAGGCUGUGUACAGAGUUUGCAACUUAAAGAUGAAAGAGUGCUCUAGGAAAGUCGUAUUUGUGCCAGUGGGCAAAACCCAACCCGUUUGA